CGGGCGGUGUCGCGGUGACGCCACCGUCCCGCUCCGCCGCAGCCCAGCGCAGGCCACAGCCGUCUGCCGGCACUCGCGCCGCCGCCCGCCAUGCCCUCGGACCGGCCCUUCAAGCAGCGCCGCACCUUCGCGGAUCGGUGUAAGGAAGUGCAGCAGAUCCGAGAGCAGCACCCAAACAAGAUCCCGGUCAUCAUCGAACGCUACAAAGGGGAGAAGCAGCUGCCAGUGCUGGACAAGACCAAGUUCCUUGUCCCAGAUCAUGUCAACAUGAGUGAGCUGGUCAAAAUAAUCCGGCGCCGCUUGCAGCUGAACCCCACGCAGGCUUUCUUCCUGCUGGUGAACCAGCACAGCAUGGUGAGUGUGUCUACACCCAUCUCGGAGAUCUACGAGCAGGAGAAAGAUGAGGAUGGCUUCCUCUACAUGGUCUAUGCUUCCCAGGAGACCUUUGGCUACUGAGGCCAGCCGAAAGGUGGCCCACGGAGACAGACGAACUGUGGCGCACAGGCCCCCAGCCCUGGCAGACAACACAAGCAGAGGCUCACAAGAUGGGGACUCUGCUGACCUCCUUCUUCCCUGCCUCCCCUUCCCAUCACCCUGUCCCCAGAGAGGCUCCUGGCGUGUGCUGACCUUCCCCAAGCCCUCCUCUCCCUCUCAUUAGCCCUGCUCCCUCCGCACCCUGCUCCCAGCUGCACACAGCCCUGCGGCCACCCCCUGCCCCGGGGGCCUCAGCUCCCAGCCCUGCCCUCCCUGCCCCCCAGCUGCUCUCCCUGUGCUCUGUGUGUGUGGCUGCAGCCUGCUGCCAAAGGCUUGGGCCGGGGAGAGGACAGGGCAGUGUCCCCUGCGCUUCCAGCAGGGGCAGAGCUGCCUCUCCUGCCAGACGCUGCUCCGGGGCAGGAGGUCUGCAAAGCAGCAGCCAGCUGUGCCCUUUGCUCCCGAGUUUUAGUUGAUUUUAAUGACACCCAUAUCAGAUUCUUGGUGCUACUGAGUAGAUGUAGGCGUCUCUGUAGGGCUGUGGCUAGUGUAUAGCCUCUAGGUUUAUGUUCCUGGGGUGGGGUUUGGUUUGGUUGUUUGGAGGGUUGUUGGUUGGUUGUUUUUUUUUAG
This is a messenger RNA of Dryobates pubescens (Downy woodpecker), 1101 nucleotides long. RefSeq names its product microtubule associated protein 1 light chain 3 alpha (gene MAP1LC3A). The record is from RefSeq and is a predicted model, not a curated record. The transcript has 4 exons. Gene Ontology annotation, molecular function: ubiquitin protein ligase binding. Gene Ontology annotation, cellular component: cytosol; autophagosome membrane; autophagosome. Bases 91 to 456 code for a protein of 121 amino acids. Lineage: Eukaryota; Metazoa; Chordata; Aves; Piciformes; Picidae. Gene Ontology annotation, biological process: macroautophagy; cellular response to nitrogen starvation; autophagy of mitochondrion.